Messenger RNA from Mesocestoides corti, 441 nucleotides. Lineage: Eukaryota; Metazoa; Platyhelminthes; Cestoda; Cyclophyllidea; Mesocestoididae. The record is from the annotation of a GenBank genome assembly.
AUGCUCCACUUCGCUAAGACGGCAGCACCGGUUGACGAACAAACGUUGCUGUCUACAAACGAGUACUCGGAACCCAGUGAUGCGAAAAAUAUACAGGGCCUUUCUGAAUUCAGUCCCCAUCAGCCAACUGCACCCAAAGCGUCACCUAAGCGAACCCACUUAGUCAGGAAUGCUCGAAAUUCCCCAUCAGCAGUGCUAACGCAAAGUGAAACCUCUCCUGCGUCGACCUCUGAGCACACGACUGGCAACAUGAAAAACGAUAGCGAGAGUUCCGGAAACACAACCAGCGACCUCACAUCGCGUACGCCGCCGUUCGAUGUGAUCGCUGCAUAUCCCUACACCUCCGAAGAGCAAGACGAACUGCAAUUCGAGGCUGAUGAAUUGGUUACUGUUCUUCCCUGGAGCGAACCUGAAGACGAGGUAAGGAUAGAAUUUUGCUGA